CACGGCUCCCUCCCACGACACCCCGUCUCCAAUUGCGUCCUGACGAUGGCGGCUACACGCUCUCUACUGCGCCUUGGGAGCAGCCGCUCCCUGGGAUCGGCUUCCAGGCCGGCGGUAUGCGUCCGCGCCUUCUCCUCGACCCGUUUCCAGCGAGUUGCUGAGGAGGAUCCUGUCCCCAAUAUGAGAAAUGCUACUCGUCCUCCCCAGGGAGAGCUCCGAGCCCCCCUAAUCAACCCAGCCGACAAGUAUCACGACAAGGCAGACGGCUUGCACAAAUAUGGCCAAUAUGUCAUGUCCUGCUUGCCCAAAUAUGUACAGCAGUUCUCCGUGUGGAAAGACGAGUUGACUAUUUUUGUCGCGCCAUCGGGUCUCCUGCCGCUCAUGACCUUCCUUAAAUACCACACUGCCGCCGAAUACACUCAAAUUUCCGACAUCACGGCCGUCGACUACCCAACCCGGGACCAGCGAUUUGAGGUUGUGUACAACAUGCUUAGUGUCCGACACAACUCUCGCAUUCGCGUCAAGACAUAUGCCGAUGAGGCUCAACCCGUUCCCAGUGUGACCGGUCUCUUUGAAGGUGCUAUGUGGUAUGAGCGCGAAGUCUACGACAUGUUUGGCGUCUUCUUUACCGGUCACCCCGAUCUUCGUCGUAUCAUGACCGAUUACGGAUUCGAUGGUCAUCCUCUGCGCAAAGAUUUCCCUUUGACUGGUUACACCGAGGUUCGCUACGAUGAGGAGAAGAAGCGCAUUGUGUAUGAGCCUCUCGAACUUACUCAGGCUUUCCGCAACUUCGAGGGAGGUUCUGCCAGCUGGGAGCAGGUUGGAAGCGGUACUGAUCGCAAACCGGACUCGUUCAAACUACCUACCCCCAAGCCGGAAGAGAAACCAGAAGAAAAGAAAUAAACCCCAAAAUUAUGUAACCCUAGACUUCCGAAUACUUUCCUAUGUUAUGUCCUAGCUGUAUAUAAAGACCUGCGAAACUACAAUGGGAUAAUUCCUCCAGAGGGAAAUAAAAUUUCUAUUGUUUCAACAAGCAUAGCG
This is a messenger RNA of Talaromyces proteolyticus, 1041 nucleotides long. RefSeq names its product NADH-ubiquinone oxidoreductase 304 kDa subunit precursor. The transcript is spliced from 3 exons. Gene Ontology annotation, molecular function: NADH dehydrogenase (ubiquinone) activity. The coding region runs from base 46 to 903 and encodes 285 amino acids. NCBI's taxonomy places the organism in Eukaryota, Fungi, Ascomycota, Eurotiomycetes, Eurotiales, Trichocomaceae. The record is from RefSeq and is a predicted model, not a curated record.